Messenger RNA from Bursaphelenchus xylophilus (pine wood nematode), 1278 nucleotides. The record is from the annotation of a GenBank genome assembly. Lineage: Eukaryota; Metazoa; Nematoda; Chromadorea; Rhabditida; Aphelenchoididae.
AUGGACGUGGACGUGUCCCCACCCAAACGGAUGAAUGCCAACUCCUUGGGAUACUUUUUCGCACAUUUUUUGUUAUCGCGGAGUGAGAGUCAGGUGUUGCCCUAUGUUUACUAUCAAUUUAACGACAAAUGGAAGGCCAACCGAGCGAUACAGAGCCGGGAUGUGUGCACUCUCAUGGUAUGUCGAUUGUUUUCACUUGAAUACCCCAUUUAUUUUUAUAUUACACAUCAAAAUGUAGAUUUUUUGAAAAUUCCAGAAAAUCCGUCAUGAUGACACCUUUAAAACCGAUCCAUUUCCCAGUAAAGAUUGUAAAAAAGCUGUUGAGAACUCUCAAGGAUACUCUUGACAAAUUUUUAUUUUUAAAAUACGUGAUGGAUGCCCUUUUAUGGCUAGCGAUGACAUAUUUUCCGGACUUCCAUUAAGGAAAUUCGGGUCCAGGAACCGCAGCUUAUUUCAAGGUGAAACACAUGGUCUGAGCAUACAAAAACAACUACAAAGUGUCACAAGACCGACUCAAAACAUAGUAUUAGCAAGAGCGCACAUGUAUAAUAUAAUAAUAUAAUAUCUAGGCUACAACCCUGUCGAACUACAAAACGUCCUCGUAAAAAGAGUCGGGUCCUUUUUAAUGGACAUCUGUCUGGCUCGUAAAUCGCGUAAAUCUUCCACAAUUGCCUAAAAAUAAUCGCCUCAGGGUAAUGGGGAAUUUCCGGUUUUCGUGGCGGGACCCAAUUUAGAAGAGUAAAAGUUAUUAAAUUCGGAUUACUGAUUACUAUAAUUGCUGUUUAUAGUACAAUCAAUCUGUUUUCAGACGGUAAAUUACCGAUGGCGAGAAGUUUUGAGGCGAUUUAUGCGCUCGAUGCUCAGGGAAGACCAUGUGGAAUGUAAGUUCAAAAUCCGUAUUUUAGGAAACGGUUGUUCGAAAUAAAACGAUUGCGCUUUUACAGGGUACAAUUCUGAUCUCGUAACGAAAGCAUUGUGGUAUUGCGGGUACUCACUCGGUCGGGUUGUUUGGAAUGACAGUCACAAAGGUAAGUGCAAUACAAAAAGUGUCUCAUUUCAACAAAUUUUACUUUGAUUUUGACAUUUACAGCCUUAUUCUACCUCGUUAUCCUCAAAUGGGGUUCGAUUGAUCUCGUGGUGCCUUCCAAAGAAGUCGUAACUUAUAUGAAUUUGGGCCUGAUGCCCCUGAAGCCAUCUAUAAUAUUUGAUGGAUUCAAAAGGCCGCAUCCUCCAUUCGAUGGACUCGAUCGUAAGUAUCUUUCGUUCAAGACUAAUUAA